CUCAUCUCAUAUCAUCCCGGUUUCACUAUUUUAUUUUGAUUUUCUACGUCUCUGUACAUAGAACUCCUCACUCUGUAAACUAAAGACCCUUGUAAACCAUCAAAUGCAAACUGCAUCCAAAUCUCUACGCGUUAAUACCAUACCCAUCAACCCCUAUAUACUUUUGACUCACAUUUUCCCCUUCACAACAGCAACAACAAGAACAACACAUCACAAAACCUUGACCAAAUUCACAAUCCCUUCACUCAUCAAAAACUUUGCAAUCACUCAAGACCUACUAAAUGGCCAAAAAACCCAUGCCAUUACUCUCCAAAUGGGCCUCCAAUCUGACCCAUUCAUUGCCAGCUCCCUCAUCAGCCUCUACUUCAAAUGCCACUCCCCUCUUGAUGCCCACCAAGUGUUUGCUCAAUUGCAACAUAGAGAUUCCACCAUAUGGAACUCCAUGCUCAACGGGUACUUUCAGUGUAGCCGACCGCACAAAGCUCUCUUCUUGCUCCGUGAAAUGCAAUUAUCGGGCUUUAAGCCCGAUGGGCAUUCGCUAACGAUUCUUCUAAAGGCCACUAGUGACGGGCAUUUGAGUCUAGAUCAUGGAAAACAAGCUCAUGCUUCUGGUGUUACAAACGGGCUGGAAGUUGACCCAUAUUUGGUUACAGCAUUGAUUGAUAUGUACUCGAAAUGUGGAGAUACUGUGAGAGCUUUCAAAGUGUUUAACGGUUCUUUUGACAAGAGUAUUUCAAUGUGGAAUGCAAUGAUUGUUGGCUUUUACCGACAUAAUAUGUGGGAGAGAAGCUUGGAGUUGUUUGCUCAAAUGAGAUUUGAGCAUUUUGUGGUAGAAUCAGCAACUGUGUCGAGUGUUCUAAUGGCUUGUUUGAUUGGUGAGGCUGCUGAUUUUGGUCAACGGGUUCAUUGUUGUGUUGUGAAGAUGGGCUUGGAGUUGCAUCCUUACGUUUCUAGUUCUUUAGUAGUGAUGUACGGGAAAUUAGGAUUCGUUGAUGAUGCUGAAAGGGUCUUUUAUGGCAUCACGUACAAAAGAAUUGAGCUUUGGAAUGCAAUUGCCUCAGUGUAUACUAGUAGAGGUCUUGUGUAUAAAGCUUUAGAUGUUUAUAACCAAAUGAGAUUAAAUGGGAUCCUACCUGACUCCAUUACGGUAACCAACAUGCUCUCUGCUAGCAGCUUAACUGGUUUCUGGGAACUUGGGAGAAGAAUCCAUGGAGAUUUGAUAAAAAGACCUGUUUUUUUAAACAUGGCUGUUGUCCAAAGUUCUUUGAUAACUAUGUAUAUGAAGAGUGGUACUUUAGAAAGUGCUACUGCACUUUUUGCUUCAACUAAGGAUAGGGAUCUUGUAACUUGGGGUUCUAUGAUUGUGGGCUGUUGUCAAAAUCAGAAUUUUGAUCAAGCCCUGGAUUUAUUCAAUCAAAUGAGGGCUGAAGAGUUGUCACUAGAUGCAACAAUCAUCGCAAGCACGGUAGCAGCCUGCACUGGUUUGGAAUUCUUAGAACUUGGGUGCCAGAUUCAUUGUCAUGCGAUCAAAAUUGGCACGAAUGACGACCAAUUAGUUGGUAGUGCUCUUAUAGACAUGUAUUCAAAAUUAGGGUUACCGCAAUUGGCAGGCAGAACCUUCUCUUUCUUGCCUUAUAAGAAUCUUGUAGUUUUGAAUUCGAUGGUCUCAGGUUACAGUCGAAAUGGCCUUCUCGAUGAAACUGUCAGCACUUUCUCUGAAAUAACAGGGCUUGGUCUAGUUCCUGAUCAAAUAUCUGUAACCAGUGUACUUGCUUCAGUUUCCUCAUUUGCAGCCCUAGAGAAAGGGAAAAUGAUUCAUGGUUACCAAGUAAGGAAUGGGAUACUAUGUGAUAACCUCGUCGAAAAUGCUCUUCUUGAUAUGUACAUGAAGUGUGGAUGCUUGAAUUAUGCACAAAUUAUCUUUGAAAAGAUGCAGAUUAGGAACAUCAUUUCUUGGAAUACAAUGAUUUCAGGUUACGGGUCUCACGGUCACUGUACAAAGGCAAUUGAAUUGUUCGAAGAAAUGGAGAAGUCAGAGAUACUGCCGGAUGAUACUACUUUCCUCUCCUUACUAUCAUCUUGUAGCCAUUCAGGCUCAAUAGAAGAAGGGCACAAAAUCUUCGAAUCGAUGAACGUGCGCUAUAGAAUUGUUCCUAAAAUGGAACAUUAUGCGAAUAUGGUGGACUUAUUGGCUCGUGCAGGGAAGUUGAAUGAAGCCUAUUCUUUCACUCUUAGAAUCCCCACGGAGCCUGAUGAAAGUAUUUGGCUUUGUUUGUUAAGCGCGUGCAGAAAUUAUCGAUGUUUGGAAAUUGGAGAAGUUGUAGCUGAUAAAUUGCUCAAGUUGAAGCCGAAAGAGAGUGGCAGCUACCUGCAAGUUCUGAAAUUUUACGGCGAGAUGGGGUUCAAGGAUGAGGCUGCGAGAGUGAGGAUGGAAAUGAAGAGAGAAGGGACGACGAAGAAUCCAGGAUGCAGUUGGAUUGAAACGAAGAAUAAGGUUGAAGUGUUUCAUUCGGGUGAUUCGAGUUCUAUGCUUACUGAACACAUCCAUUUUGUGUUGAGAGGUCUUAAGAGAAUCAUGACAGAGGUUGAGGAGUUCUUAUGACAAUUGUUUGAAUCAAGGAGGGAUUUUUAUGGACUAAGCAUCAUUCUUAAGUUGGACAAUUUUUCAAGAUGAGUCUCUGAGAACAAUGAAUGAGAAGAGUAACUGGAUGUCAAUUCAAGAAAUUGCCAUUGUUCGUCAUUAUCAUCUUCAACAAGGAGACAGGUGAGUUAACUCUGAUACAAUUUGCCUUCAGAUUUUUUGAUUUAGACCCAUGUUUGAUCCCUUGUGUAUGUAUUUAUCUUAGGCUAAUGGAGCCAUUUUUUUUAAAUUUAUCAUGCUAAAUUCA
Molecule: messenger RNA, 2888 nt
Organism: Asparagus officinalis (garden asparagus)
Lineage: Eukaryota; Viridiplantae; Streptophyta; Magnoliopsida; Asparagales; Asparagaceae
Product: pentatricopeptide repeat-containing protein At2g40720
Exons: 2
Coding region: 104-2602 (832 amino acids)
Biological process (GO): RNA modification
Cellular component (GO): intracellular membrane-bounded organelle
Molecular function (GO): protein binding; RNA binding
Source: RefSeq, a predicted model, not a curated record